AUGUCUCUAACCGCUCUCGGGGAGGUCUUGCAAGGGGGUUUCGUUGGGAAGCCAGGGAAGCAAAUGUCCGCGUUGGUCUCCAGACUGGUCUCUGGGAGGAUGCCUGCCGGGUUCAAUCAAAAUGCCAUCCAGGACUACUUGCAAUCACGAUGGGGUCUGAGCAAAGGGCAUUCCACUAUUCCUAUGUGCUUCGCGACAACGAUCGAGCCGCAAACCCGAUUGCCAAACUUGGAAACGGCUCAGACAUAUUUCGAUGAACUAGUUAACCGCUAUGGCGCCUUUCAAGGGGUCGAUUUCAUUGCCGCAACUGACCAAAACAACCAGAAUUCGAGGCGUCAGUCGAUGGUCAUUGACUCUGCCAGCCUUGAGGUUCUGAACAAAGACCAGCGAGAUUUCCAGCGCAAACAAUUGAAUUUACUAGCGAAGCAUCUUCACAUAAAUAUUGAAAAUCAGACCGCAGACGCGCAAAUUGAAACGCGGGAAUUGGAAAAAAGGCUGCAGCAAUGGGAUGCGGAGUUGGACGAUCAAUUCUUCCAGGGUAUUCAACCGCUUUUCGAUGCGAACAAAGCUCGGCAGUAUGAUUCGUGGUGGAACUGGGCUCGAGAGGAGCUUAUCAGCUGGGUGAACGUAAUCUCCCAAAACCGCGCUAAUGUUAAGCACUCCAGCAUGGACCAUCAGCUGCAUAGGACGUUGAAUCGAUGGGAACCAAGUUGCACAAACAUAAUCAGGGCUUUCCUGGACACGACUGACUCAGGUCAAUCAAUGAGCUCCGACGUUCGCGCGACGUUAAGUGAGAUUAUCUUUAGUGGGACCCAAGCCCAGCUUGUCGAACCCACCUUCAUUUACACUGAACCACCACUUGGUCCGAAAACUGUCGUUUCAAGCACAGGCCGUCUGGAGUAUCAAGAGAUUCGGCGCACAACCGGCAAUUACACCGAUAUUGUUCGGCACGGGCGCGCGAUCUCCAAAGACAGAACCUCAGUGGUCCCGUUUGUUCACAUAAAGACUCGCCGCGACGAAGAGGAGUGGGAGUACGAUGCAGACAUGACAGAGGCAUAUCUUGAGACCUUGUAUGUAGGAGCUACAACUGGUCUGACAUAUAGUGGCAAGGCGGUGCUCGUCACUGGUGCUGGACCGGACUCGAUCGGGGCCAAGGUAGUACAGGGUCUGCUCGUCGGCGGCGCGCGAGUGGUUGUCACCACCAGCCGGGCUGUCUCGGAUUGCGCUCCAUUCUACCAGAGAGUCUACCGCAAAUAUGGAGCACGAGGCUCGUCUUUGACGCUUCUUCCGAUGAAUCAAGCCAGCAAACAAGAUUGCGACGCACUGGUGGAAUAUAUAUAUGGCGAUGACUCCCCGACUGGUGGCGACCUGGACUAUGUCGUACCAUUCGCCGCGAUUCCUCAGACAGGAGAGCUUGACACGUUGAACGGCAAGCAUGAGCUAGCAUUCAGGGCCAUGCUAACCAACAUUAUGCGACUCACCGGUCUCGUACGGCGAGCUAAAGAGAAACAUCGCAUCGACACUCGGCCCACAAUGAUCAUACUCCCGAUGUCCUGCAAUGAGGGUACAUUUGGUGGGGACGGGCUGUACGGUGAAUCCAAACUUGGCCUGAAAACAUUAUUCAACCGAUUUCACUCCGAGAACUGGUCAACGUAUAUCACUGUAUGCGGGGCGGUUAUUGGCUGGACCAGAGGCACUGGAUUGAUGCGGACAUCCAACAUGCUGGCUGCGGAGAUGGAGAAAAUCGGUGUUAUCACAUUUACCCAGGCCGAGAUGGCAUUCAAUAUACUUGGCUUGAUGACGCCCAAAAUUGCAGUGUUUGCCGAAGACUCCCCGGUGUAUGCAGAUCUGACGGGCGGAUUUGGGGGGAUGUGGAACGUGAAGCAGCAGAUUACUGCAGCGCGUCACAGACUGUCCGAUGAGCUUGACCUACGAAACGCGCUUGCAGAAGAGGACGCCCGUCAACAUGAGGUCGCGUUUGGACCCCAACAUCAGACUGACGAGUCCAGACCAAUAAAACGAGCAAACCUAAACCUCGGGUUCCCUCAUUUGGUGAACCAUGAAUUACUGGUGACCAGCGGCCUUCCCCGACUCGAGGGAAUGAUCGAUUUGUCGCGGACAGUGGUCGUGGUCGGAUUCUCCGAGCUAGGCCCUUGGGGUAAUGCUCGUACUCGAUGGGAGAUGGAACAUCAAGGGCAGUUCUCGCUCGAGGGCUAUCUAGAGAUGGCAUGGAUCAUGGGAUUGAUCAAGCAUGUUGAUGGUGAACUGAAAGGUGAGCCAUACGUGGGCUGGGUAGACACAGAGACGGAGUCGCCCGUGAACGACAGCGACGUUCCUCACAAAUACCACGAGCAUAUCAUGAAACACGUCGGCUUAAGGCUGAUCAGCCCAGAUGAACGAGACGGGUAUGACCCCUCUCGAAAGGAAUACCUACACGAGGUAGCAGUAGAAGAAGAUCUUCCUCCCUUUGAAUGUUCCAAGACAACAGCCGAGGCAUUCAGACUGCGUCAUGGCAGCAACGUGAGCUUGCACCCGAUCGCAGAAAGCGACAAUUGCCGUGUUUUUGUGAAGAAGGGCACAGUCUUGAUGAUCCCCAAGAGAAUUCCGUUUGAUCAGGUGGUAGCCGGUAGAAUCCCGACGGGGUGGGACCCACUGCGGUAUGGAAUUCCGGAGGAUAUUGUGCGACAGGUUGACGACACGACAUUGUAUACACUUUGCUGUGUAUCCGAAGCUUUUCUGGCAGCCGGUAUCCAUGAUCCUUACGAAAUUUACCAGCAUAUCCAUGUCUCUGAAGUGGCAAAUUGUCUCGGUACUGGUGGAGGGCCGAUGAAAGCCAUUCGCAGUCUUUAUCGCGACCGUUUCCUUGACCGGUCUGUGAGAGGUGAUAUUAUUCUAGAGCACUUCCUCAACACUACCGGAGCAUGGGUCAACAUGUUGCUGCUCUCCGCCGCGGGACCAAUAAAGACACCUGUCGGAGCAUGUGCGACUGCGCUUGAGUCUUUGGAUACCGGCUGCGACGCCAUCCAAACUGGAAAAUGCAAGGUGGCGAUUGUAGGAGGUUGCGACGACUAUACCGAGGAGCUUGCAUACGAGUUUUCCAAUAUCAAGGCAACUGCAAACGGCACGGAGGAGCUGGCCAAGGGACGUCUUCCGAAUGAAAUCUCUCGGCCCACUGCGAGUUCACGUAGCGGGUUCGCGGAAUCGGCGGGCAGCGGUGUGCAGAUUCUUAUGACUGCCCAGCUGGCUUUGGACAUGGGCUUGCCAAUAUAUGGCAUUCUCGCCUACAACCAGAUGGCGGGUGAUCAGAUCGGUCGCUCCAUUCCCGCGCCCGGAAAGGGUGUUUUGACAGCAGCACGGGAAGCCCCGGAAGCAAGGAGCUCGGCGCUGCGAGACUUUGAUUUCCGGCGCGCUCAGUUUGACGCAGAUGUUGCGAGUCUCCAGCGCUGUCAGUCACUGAGACCCCCGGACGUGUCCCCAGAGCGGGAUGAGCGGAGAGAGCAUCUGUUUUCACUGAGAACGAAAGAGAUCCAAAAUCGUUGGACGAGUCAGAUUCGCCUACAGGAGCCUUCUAUUGCUCCCAUGAAUGCGGCACUGGCGAACUGGGGUCUGACUGUUGAAGAUAUCGCCGUUGUCUCGAUGCAUGGGACUUCAACCAAAGCCAACGAGAUCAAUGAAGGUGAUGUUAUCAACACGCAGAUGGACCAUCUUGGGCGUCGCAAAGGAAAUCCACUGCUCUGUGUUUGUCAAAAGUCACUUACUGGCCAUCCCAAGGCUGCUGCAGGGGCGUGGCAGUUGAAUGGCUGCAUGCAGAUCAUCCGCGACCGAAUCGUGCCUGGCAACCGUAACGCCGACAAUGUUGAUGAGCAGCUGAGGCAAUACGAGCAUUUAGUGUAUCCAAUGGAGUCAAUUCACACGACGGACAUCAAUGCAGUCAUGAUCACAUCCUUCGGGUUCGGCCAGAAAGGGGCAAUCAGUAUCAUUGUCGCACCCAAAUACCUCUUCGCCUCUCUGUCAUCCACGGGCUAUGAGCAUUAUCGGGACCGUGUCAAACAACGACAACGCUUCACCAACCCCGAAUUUGUGUCACGCGUACUCAAGCAAUCGCUGGUCCAAGUUAAAAGCCAGCCACCCUGGAAGGACUCGGAGACCAUGCGGAGGGUCCUUCUGGACCCUAACAGCCGUCUCAUGGGAGACCAGUAUACUUUUAGCAAAGAGCCCAGCCAUGCCCAAGUAUGCCCCAAGGCCAGUGACUUCUCGGGAACCUCAGUUAAAGACCGUGACCCCACCGAGUCUGAUACUGUGACCAGCCUCGUCCAAUCGAUGCUUGACGAGGUGAGCCGGCGAUCCAGCACAUCACCAAUCGCGGGCGUGGGUGUCGAUGUCGAAAGCAUCAGCAGUGUCAAUACGGAAAAUUCGACUUUUAUCGAGCGCAAUUUCACACCGGCCGAGAGAGACUAUUGUUCGAAAGCGGCCGACCCACGGUCUUCUUUUGCCGGUCGCUGGAGCGCCAAGGAGGCAGUUUUCAAGAGCCUACAAACUCAAUCCAUGGGCGCAGGAGCCGCCAUGCAAGAGAUUGAGAUUAUUAGCAAUCGCGGGAUUCCCAUGGUCAUGGUAAAUCUAGAACGCUCCGGUUAA
Molecule: messenger RNA, 4635 nt
Organism: Aspergillus melleus
Lineage: Eukaryota; Fungi; Ascomycota; Eurotiomycetes; Eurotiales; Aspergillaceae
Exons: 1
Coding region: 1-4635 (1544 amino acids)
Biological process (GO): long-chain fatty acid biosynthetic process
Cellular component (GO): fatty acid synthase complex
Molecular function (GO): 3-oxoacyl-[acyl-carrier-protein] synthase activity; magnesium ion binding; 3-oxoacyl-[acyl-carrier-protein] reductase (NADPH) activity
Source: RefSeq, a predicted model, not a curated record